GAAAACAUUCUCAUCUCCAGAACAGCUAUAAUUAAUUUUAAUGAAACCUUAAUCGAAAUUAACAGAAACGAAAAACGUCUUAACGACAUUAUCGAAAAUUUGACGUCACAUAUUAACAAUAUGACAAUUAUCACGAAUUCAAUACUGGCCAAGACCGCUAUGCAAGAACUGUUUAGUGCGCUCCAAUCAAGUUUGUUAAGUUUAUCUUACAGAUUAGAGGACAUUGUAAACUCUAUUUUGUUUGCAAAAACCAAUACAUUACAUCCAUCCAUCAUAACACCGAAGGAUCUUUAUAAUGAAUUGGUUACCAAUGUAAAACACUUACCUAAAUUCUCAGAAUUCCCUGUAAAUUUGGAAUUGUACAAUAUACAUAUAAUAAUCAAACUGUCAGAAAUUAUAUCAUGUAUCUUAGACAAUAAGCUAGUAUAUACAAUUAAGAUUCCUCUAGUUUUAAUUUCUCCUUUCAAUUUAUACAAAGUUAUUCCAAUCCCUGUAGCUCAUAAUUUUGAAACACCUAGCUCAUUUGCCCUAAUUGUACCGUCGGCAUCCUAUAUUGCUAUGAGCAGGGACAAAUCGGAAUAUUGUAUCUUUAAUGAUUUGAAUAGAAAUUGUAACCUAAUAGUUAAGAAUUCAUAUAUAUGUCAUGAAGUUGCUAAAUUUAAUAUUAUGAAUGAGCCGAUAUGUGAAACGGAAAUAAUUACUAAAGUCAUACAUUCACUUCCAAAUGAAUGCAAAAUUAAUUUUAUCUCAGGUAUUGUUCAUAUUUGGCAAAACAUUGGAAAUAACCAAUGGGUUUUUACACAUUCUGAACCAACAAAGUUGCACAUUGACUGUGAAAAUGAAAACUUUGAUACCAUUCUACUUGGCACAGGGAUAGUAACCCUAAAACCAAGAUGUAAUGGUUAUUGUAAAAAUACAAAGCUUAUUGGCACAACCAAUCUCACUAUUAAAAUAAAUAAAAUAUUUUCAGACUUUAAUUUAAUUAAUGACACUUGCUGUAACCUAACAACGUUUAAUAAAUUAAACUUUACCUUACCCUUAAGAUCCCCUUACUCUCAAAUCAAUUCUGACAAUUUUAUGAAAUUAAACAUCAGAGCAAAUGACGCUCUAACCCUAAUAAAGGAAUUAGAUUCCCGAAUUAACACCGAAUCCAUACCGACUCAUUCUAUUAUUUCAUAUGUUUUUAUAAGUUUUUGUAUACUAUUUAUAAUUUACUAUUUUUGUAAUAAGAGAUGUUCAACCUUUUAUUCAAAAUACAGGGUAACCUCUACCCCUACUAAUACAGAUAACCCGGAUAGUAAUAAUGAUAUUCCUCUUUCUCAACCACGCUUAAGAAUUGUUUAAGUUAGUAAACUUCGCCUUUAAAACGCGUAAGUUUACACUUAACCGGGGGGCUGUUACAUCCCUCAACUGCUAGCUAAACAGCUGACCCAGCAGCUACUCUAUCUCGACCAGGUGUCAGAUCGGGUAAGCUGCCGUCAGUCCGGUCCGACAACUCGUAAAGGUUGCACGUCUAUUACUAUUUCUUUGGAAACCCAAGUAUUUUUCCCAGUGUACUAAAAUUCAUUAUAUUAUUCUGUGUAAAAACAAUUUUAUUUUUUUUAAAAACCCUGUCGGAUUU
This is a messenger RNA of Maniola jurtina (meadow brown), 1621 nucleotides long. RefSeq lists its product as uncharacterized. The record is from RefSeq and is a predicted model, not a curated record. The transcript has a single exon. The coding region runs from base 121 to 1344 and encodes 407 amino acids. NCBI's taxonomy places the organism in Eukaryota, Metazoa, Arthropoda, Insecta, Lepidoptera, Nymphalidae.